Messenger RNA from Verticillium alfalfae VaMs.102, 833 nucleotides. Its product is annotated as UDP-N-acetylglucosamine transporter YEA4. Bases 54 to 833 code for a protein of 259 amino acids. Gene Ontology annotation, cellular component: Golgi membrane; endoplasmic reticulum membrane. Gene Ontology annotation, biological process: transmembrane transport. The transcript is spliced from 4 exons. NCBI's taxonomy places the organism in Eukaryota, Fungi, Ascomycota, Sordariomycetes, Glomerellales, Plectosphaerellaceae. The record is from RefSeq and is a predicted model, not a curated record. Gene Ontology annotation, molecular function: UDP-N-acetylglucosamine transmembrane transporter activity.
ACGGUCAACUUUCCUUUCAUGUCCCGACUGCGUUGUAGGGCGAGACCAUCUCGAUGACUGCAAGCUCGACAAGCAGAAGACGUGGUCCGCCGCGGGGCACCCACGAAACACCUGUCACGGAGAAGGCCCAAUCGACUACUCGACAAACAGGCGCUAUGCAACCCCUGAAUACUGUCAACGAAACGGCCGACACUGACCACAUCGACUACGAGAAACAACACGGCGAGCGUGACAUGCAGGCAUUGUCGCAGGGGCCCGCAACGCUCGCAAGACGCUUAGCUGUCGAUGCUCUCCCACAAUGGCUUGCAAUUGGGGUCAUGCUCGGAUUGAUCUUUGGUGGCUGCUGUUCUAAUGUUUACGCUCUUGAAGCCAUUAUCAAAGUUGAGCCUUCGAGCGGCACGCUCUUGACAUUCGUGCAGUUCUUGUUCGUAGCUGUUACUGGGUACAUCUCACAACUUGAUCGCUCGCGACCACCAUUGUUCAUUCGGCCAAACAAAGUUCCUCUCCGCCGUUGGAUGGUGAAUAUUUUACUCUUCUUCAGCAUCAAUGUGUUGAACAACCAUGCGUUCAGCUACGACAUAUCAGUCCCUGUUCACAUUAUCCUCCGAUCUGGCGGAAGUAUCACUACUAUGGGGGCAGGAUCUUUGUACGGCAAGCGAUAUUCGCGCAUACAAAUUGUCGCCGUGCUCCUGUUGACCAUAGGGGUUAUUACCGCGGCCUGGUCAGAUUCACAAACAAAGGUAACAAUUCAUCCACGACCAACGAGUGAUGUGGCCUGUAUCACAGUUGUUAAUGAUUUUUUGCCUCCGAUAGAACACUACAGAACCAACUGA